Molecule: messenger RNA, 2724 nt
Organism: Heterocephalus glaber (naked mole-rat)
Lineage: Eukaryota; Metazoa; Chordata; Mammalia; Rodentia; Bathyergidae
Gene: Wdr75
Product: WD repeat domain 75
Biological process (GO): ribosome biogenesis; positive regulation of rRNA processing; positive regulation of transcription by RNA polymerase I
Cellular component (GO): nucleolus; small-subunit processome
Molecular function (GO): RNA binding; protein binding
Source: RefSeq, a predicted model, not a curated record
GGUGGGUGUGUCCUGUGGGCUGGGAAACGCGCCCUGUGACCCAGCUCCAUGCCGGAAGCUGGGGCGUGGCCAGCGGUGGGUUGCUCCUGCGUCCGCUCGAAGAUGGUGGAGGAGGAGAGUGUCCGCGUGGUUCAUUGUGGCGGCAGCGAGUUGAACUUCAGAAGAGCAGUAUUCUCUGCCGACUCUAAGUAUGUCUUCUGCGUCUCCGGGGACUUUGUAAAAGUUUAUAGCACAGCCACAGAAGAGUGUGUGCACAUCCUGCAGGGACACAGAGACCUGGUGAGCGGGAUCCAGCUCAACCCCAGCAACCAUCUGCAGCUGUAUUCUUGUUCCUUUGAUGGCACAAUUAAAUUGUGGGACUAUCUGGAUGGCAUUUUGAUAAAGACUUUCCUUGUUGGACAUAAACUUCAUGCCCUCUUUACUCUCACCCGUGCUGAGGAUUCUGUCUUUGUCACAAUAAACAAAGAAGAACCAGAUGUAUUUCAGCUGGUUUUGGUGAAACUACCAAAAUCCCCAAGCCAGGAAAUAGAAGCUAAGGAGCUGUCUUUUGUUUUGGAUUACAUAAACCAGUCUCCCAAGUGCAUUGCCUUUGGACGUGAGGGAGAAUAUGUUGCUGCAGUACGGGACUUUUACUUGUCUGUUUAUUUUUUCAAAAAGAAAACAAUAUCAAGGUAUUCUUUAUCAUCAUCAAAAAAUAAGAAACAUGCCAAGAACAAUUUUACAUGUGUAGCAUGCCACCCAAAGGAAGACUGCAUCGCAUCCGGUCACAUGGAUGGCAAAAUCCGUCUCUGGAGAAAUUUUGAUGAUGACAGAAAAUACACUUACACAUGUUUACAUUGGCACCAUGAUAUGGUUAUGGAUUUGGCUUUUUCAGUGACAGGCGCCAGCCUGCUGAGCGGCGGGAGGGAGUGUGUGCUCGUGGAGUGGCGCGACUCAGUGGAGAAGAACAAGGAGUUCCUGCCACGAUUAGGAGCCACUAUCGAGCACAUCUCGGUCUCCCCGGCUGGAGACUUGCUCUGUACUUCUCACUCUGAUAACAAAAUAAUGGUAAUUCACCGAAACCUUGAUACAUCAGCAGUAAUUCAAGGCCUAGUAAAAGAUAGAAGUAUCUUGACUGGUUUGAUGAUUGAUCCAAGAACUAAAGCUUUAGUUUUAAAUGGAAAGCCUGGUCACCUGCAGUUUUAUUCUCUCCAGAGUGAUAAGCAGUUAUACAAUUUAGAUAUUGUGCAGCAAGAAUAUAUCAACGAUUCCGGUUUGAUCCAAAUUGAGCUAACAAAGGCUGCAUUUGGCUCUUUUGGAAACUGGCUGGCAACAGUGGAGCAACGGGAAGAAAAGGAAUCUGAGCUUGAAUUGCAAAUGAAACUGUGGAAAUACAAUAAGAAAAUACAAGGGUUUGUCCUUAACACAAAGAUUAGCAUGCCACAUGACGACCACAUCACAGCUCUCUGUUUCUGUAAUGCAGAAAGGUCUGAAACCCCCACUUUGGUUACAGCUGGCAAAGAUGGUCAUUUCAAAGUGUGGAUAUUAACAGAUGAUUCUGAUAUAUACAAAAAAGCUGUUGGCUGGACCUGUGACUUUGUCGGCAGCUAUCACAAGUAUCAGGCGACUGACUGUUGUUUCUCUGAAGAUGGCUCUUUACUAGCAGUUAGUUUUGAAGAAAUAGUUACCAUAUGGGAUUCAGAAACCUGGGAACUUAAGUGUACAUUUUGCCAAAGAGCUGGGAAAAUAAGGCACCUUUGCUUCGGGAGAUUAACGUGCUCGAAGUAUCUUCUGGGUGCUACUGAAAAUGGCAUUCUCUGCUGUUGGAAUCUGCUCAGUUGUGCAUUGGAAUGGAGUGCGAAGUUAAAUGUUAGAGUGAUGGAACCUGAUCCACAUUCAGAGAAUGUUGUUGCAGUCUCUCGGUCUUCAGGGGGUUCAGACUUGUUUGUAUUUAAACCUAGUGAGCCAAGACCUUUGUAUAUUCAGAAGAAUAUUUCCAGAGAAGAAGUCCAGUGGGGAGUGUUUGUUCCCCGAGAUGUCCCUGACUCAUUCACCUCAGAAGCUUACCAGUGGCUAAACAGAUCCCAGUUUUACUUCCUAACAAAAUCACAGAGCUUACUGACUUUCAGUACAAAGUCUCCUGAAGAGAAGCUCACACCAACUAGCAAACAGCUGCUAGCAGAAGAAAGUCUUCCAACAACCCCAUUUUAUUUCAUACUGGGAAAGCACAGGCAACAACAGGAUAAAAAACUAAAUGAAACUUUAGAGAAUGAACUGGUACAGCUACCUUUAACAGAGAACAUACCUGCGAUUAAUGAGCUUCUUCACACGCCAGCCCACGUGCUGCCUUCUGCUUCUUUCCUCUGUUCCAUGUUCAUAAAUUCCUUGUUGCUGUCUGCAGAGACCAAAAGUGCUGAGGAAAUUCCCAAUGAUGUCAAUAUGGAAGAAGAAAAAGAAAGUGAUGAUUCAGAUGAAGAAAACAAUUUUACGGAACACGUCCAGACUACAAAUAACGCAGAUUUGGAAGAAGACAUUGUAUAUCAGUUGUCAAAAUCUGAAGAAAAAGAACUGAGGAAAUUCAGGAAAGUAGACUACAGCUGGAUUGCUGCACUUUAGGCCUUGGAGACCGGGUGGCCUGGGGAGACUUGCACUUUGUGUUUUUGCUUGUUGAUACCCAAAAAAUAUUUUUUUAAUGUUAUUUCUGUUCUUAAAAUAUUAAAUGUUGACCAAAAAACUAGUAAUACA